Molecule: messenger RNA, 1554 nt
Organism: Phialemonium atrogriseum
Lineage: Eukaryota; Fungi; Ascomycota; Sordariomycetes; Cephalothecales; Cephalothecaceae
Product: SET domain-containing protein
Exons: 2
Coding region: 184-1554 (456 amino acids)
Biological process (GO): peptidyl-lysine monomethylation
Molecular function (GO): protein-lysine N-methyltransferase activity
Source: RefSeq, a predicted model, not a curated record
GAGAAAAAGAAAAGCACCUCCGUGAAAUCCAAGUGCAGUUUAUUCUUCUUCUUUUCAUUAUUCCUAUUCUUACCUGGUAUUUACUUCUUAUUUUAUUCAUCUUGCGUUGGACUCACUUCUCUUUACUUCUUCUGGGCCCCACUUGAAUCUGGGCAUGCUGCAGUGGAAACCAGACCCCAAAAAAUGAAGGCAUCCGACGAAGAGCGGAUUGGAGACCUCCUCACCUGGGGCAAGCGCCACGGCGCCCAACUCCACGAAUCCGUCGAGGUCUUCCAUGAUGACGUGGCGAAGUUCUCGCUCAAGGUCAGAGAGUCGGCGGGCCAAGGUGGCCUCCAACCCGGUUCCGCAACCGUGACCUGCCCAGCAUCACUCACCUUAUCCUUCGUCAACGCCGUCAUCGGCGGCCCGCUCCCCCCUGACAUCUCGACCGAUCUCCCCUCAAACCCUCUAUUCCCUUCCGCCUUCAUGGACUCCCUCCCGCCGUAUGUCAUCGGCCGGUUCUUCUUGAUGCAGCAGUACCUCCUGGGCAAGGACUCCUUCUGGUGGCCGUACAUCCGGGCCCUGCCACAGCCCGAGCAUCUCGCAUCCUGGGCGUUGCCUGCCUCCUGGCCAGACGACGACAUCGACUUCCUGGAGGGGACGAACGCGCACGUGGCCAUCGCGGAGAUGCAGGCCAACCUCAGGCGGGAAUUCAAGCAGGCCAGGAAGCUCCUCAAGGAAUCCAGCCUCCCCGGCUGGCAAGCCUACAACCGCGUGCUCUACAACUGGGCCUUCUCCAUCUUCGCCAGCCGGAGCUUCCGCCCCUCGACCGUCCUCUCGGAUGCACGGACGGCCCAGGUCGCCAGCGCACUCCCGGCCGGCUGCGACGCCGACGACUUUUCCGUCCUGAUGCCCGUCUUCGACAUCGCCAACCACUCCCCCACCUCGGACGUCGUCUGGGACUCGACGUCCGACCCGGCGUGCUGCCAGCUGAGGAGCCGGGAUGCCUACCUGCCGGGCCAGCAGGUCUUCAACAACUACGGCAUGAAGACCAAUAGCGAGCUGCUCCUCGGCUACGGCUUCGUCAUCGACGAGACGGAGGCAUUGCACAACGACUACAUCCACGUAAGGAAGCGGAUGCCGGAGGACGGCAGCGGCGCGGGCGACAACCCGGGGGCGGGGACGAAACCAACCGAGUUUCUCAUAUCGUUGCGCCCAUUGACGGACCCCAGCUCGCGGGUCGGCAGAUCAAGGCAGAGGGUGGCCAGGUCCGACGACUUCCCGGUGCUGCCCGAAUUCUCGCACGUCGAGGACUCGCUGAUCUGGGACCUUGCGGCGGCUCAAACGUCGGCCGACGAGAGGCAGACUCUGGCCGAGCUAGUGGCCGCCAUCAAGGGAGCUUUGCUGGCCAAGCUUGGGUUCGAUUACGAGAAGCUGAAAGCUUCCGAGGAGGGUCUGCAUCCCGAGAAUCGCAACCAGGAGCUCGCGAUGAGAUACCGAAAGCAGUGCGAAAGGGUGCUGGAACGAGCUAUCGAAUCGCUCAGUUCCGGCGCGACCAGUGCCCCAGGCCAAUAG